GUUGUGAUAAACUUAUUAAAUAGUCGGCAAUGAACAAUGGAAGUUAUUUUGCUCUCAGAUCACAGCGGCGAAAAACUCGUCAGUUUAAAUGGAUAUCUAUACACGCAACAUUCGACAACCGGCCAAGCCAUCAUCUGGAGAUGUAAAGACCGUGUUGAGCGGAAUUGUCCUGCUCGCCUGCGCACUUCAGUACAGCUUACUAAUGCAGUGAGUGUUAACUCACACAAUCAUCCUCCCAGCACAAAUGAAACAUCAGCUAUAAUUCAGUUAACUGAGGAGUAUUCCAAUCUCAAACGUUUACAUGAACAAUCUGAAGCCUCCAAUCUUAGGAAUAAUUUCAAUGAAGGUCUUUCGAACAAUUACCAUGAAAGCGGCCUUGACCAAAACAACGAGCUUUUGUUUACAACCGAUGCCUUAGGAACAGAUUUUCCUUAUGAUGAAAAUGAGGGAGAGCCAGAUCCCGCUGACCCGCCUUUUCGGCCACCCAAUUUUUCGAGCAGCAGUCGACCCCGUGGUAGAGGUAAAAAACGGAAACAUGAACAUCAGAAAGUCACAGGAAGAACUUUUCAGAAUAAAAAUCAUAAUUCUCUUGAAAAUGAACUGAUUUUACAAGGCUCUAAAGAAGUGGUACAAUUCAGCUCCUUGUCCGGUAUUUUUGACAAUGAAGUGCGAAUCAAACGGAAGAAGAAACCUAACUCAAUAUAUGGACCUACGAGAAAAGAAAUGCCUCCUGAUCCUCGCUACGUAAGUGAAAUUUCAAUAGAAGGAAUGUGGGCAACAACAGAUCUGAACCCUCCUCAGAGGUUUUUGCUUUACGACAACCAUGAAGACAACUCAGACAAAAGAGUGAUACUUUUCAUAACCGACGAUCAUUUAAGUCUAUUAUGCAAUGCGUUCAAAGUUCAUCUUGAGUCGACACUCCCAGUUCCGCCAUUUAUUUUUGCUCAACUGUUGCUUAUACAAGCGUCGCUGCCAGACGCCAACGUUAUUGUGACUCUUGGCUACGCUUUCAUGGGAUCCAGAUCUGAGAUCUCGUAUGUUGAAAUAUUCCAAGCCUUGAAAAGCAAAGCAAGAGAUCUCGGGAUUUCCAUGAGUUCGUUUCAAAACGGGGUGAUCUAUAUGGACUAUGAAAAACCUGCAGUAAAUGCGCUCAUUAAAGUCUUCGGGACGUCUAUUAAAAUAGAAGGCAGGUUCUUUCAUUUGAGCAGAGUAGUUUGGAAGAAAAUUGUUGACCUGGAUUUAAUUCAAUGUUGUCAAAUUUCCGAAGAUUUCAAAUUAUUUUGCGCUCAAAUUGUUUGCUUAGCUCUUUUACCCCUUGCUGAUGUCAGAAAGGGAAUGUCUCAUUUAAAAGAAAUUGCUCCCCCAAAUGAUUUGAAGGUAGAUCUGCUUUUGGAUUGGUUUGAAUCUACGUUCGUAUCAGGAGCUGUUAAGGCUGCUCGUUUGCCAACCAAGGACAUCCAACCUCGUUCAAAUGGCAAAAUGAACUCGGGUGUUGGAACUACUCCAGAAACGAUAGAGUUGCACCAAACUCCAGCUCUUUUCCCGCCUGAAAAAUGGAACAUUAGUGAAGUUUUAAUAACAGCCAAUCCUCGAAUUGAGAACCAACUGGAAGGGCCAUACCAUUCUAUCAAACAUUUAAUCGGCCAUAAUAGGUCUGCAUUUUACAGAGGUAUUAAAUAUAUAAGAAAUGAACAUAAAUAUGUAUGUGAAAGGUUACGCGAGUACGAAAAACGAACGUUGAUUACGCGAGUUCCUCGUCUUCAUUUAGUCGACGCUCAACAGACAUUAUGUAGAUUGUUGAUAUCUUAUAGAGAAAGUGAAAUCGACCUUGCGACAUUCCUCCUUAGUUCGGCCAAAACAAUAAGGCUUGGAUCGAUGUGAAUUUGCAAUGAAUGAUUGUUCGUAAUUUGUCCAAUUGUUUCUUGAGUUUAUAUUUAGAAAUUUGUUUAACUUGAAAAUCGAUUCGAAUUGAUGAAAAUGAGCCAGAGAGAACAAUUAAGUUACUCAGGUUUUUUUACUCUGUUUACAUGUUGAAAGACAGAAAAUUUGUUUCAGAUGUCAAAA
Symsagittifera roscoffensis is the source of this 2064-nucleotide messenger RNA. RefSeq names its product S-phase kinase-associated protein 1-like. The coding region runs from base 37 to 1881 and encodes 614 amino acids. The record is from RefSeq and is a predicted model, not a curated record. Gene Ontology annotation, molecular function: calcium ion binding; cullin family protein binding. Gene Ontology annotation, cellular component: uniplex complex; cytoplasm; nucleus. Gene Ontology annotation, biological process: mitochondrial calcium ion homeostasis; calcium import into the mitochondrion; SCF-dependent proteasomal ubiquitin-dependent protein catabolic process. NCBI's taxonomy places the organism in Eukaryota, Metazoa, Xenacoelomorpha, Acoela, Convolutidae. The transcript has 2 exons.